CUAAAAAGCGGGACCAGCCGAUUCGAUCGGAAUUGUUGCCGAUGUGCAAACGGGGCAAACAUGAACUAUUCACAAUGACGGCACCAUCCAAACUUCGCCCUCUACUAAUCGCAUCCACUCCUCUGCUAAUGACACGGCGUAUUACAGCAGGCUCGUGAUGCCUCCUCGACUGCUAUUUGGGACGCCGCGGGCUCUGUCCCCACCAUCUGCCGUUUGGGUGCGAGUGCGGCUUCAGCGGAGGUUCGCCUCGAGCUCCGCAGACGCGCCGGAAGUCUACGAUGUUGUCUGCGUCGGUGGUGGACCGGCAGGACUGAGUCUGCUGGCGGGGUUGAAGGCGUCGCCAAUUACGAGUGGGCUCAAAGUUGCUCUCAUCGAGGGCCAGGACUUGCAAAAGAGUCGCCUGCAGAAGGAUGCAAGCUUGGAGAGCUUCUCGAAUAGAUGCAGCUCCCUCACCCCCGCUUCUGUGAGGAACCUCCAGGAAAUUGGAGCAUGGUCGCAUGUAAACACCUCACGAGUGCAGCCAUACCAGGAAAUGCAAGUGUGGGACGGAGUGACUGACGCGCGCAUAUCCUUCGACUGGGAUACAGCGAAGCCGUUCCUCUCCCCUCGUAAUCCAGCGAAGCCCACUACCAUCGCAUACAUGAUCGAAAAUGUGAACACCACAACGAUGCUCCUCAGCCGCCUGGAAGAGCUCGGCGGCGUCGACAUGUUCACCUCGACAAAGGUCAGUUCGAUCGAGCUAGGCACCGACACGGAGAAGAUGGACUUUUCGUCCUGGCCAAUACUCACCCUUUCAGACGGGAAGACAUUGGCGGCCCGGUUGCUCGUGGGGGCGGAUGGCGCAAACAGCCCAGUGCGGACGUUUGCAGACAUCGAGUCGCGAGGCUUCGACUAUGGCAGACACGGAGUAGUAGCAAGCCUGAAGAUCGAAAGCCAAGGUUGGGGCGGUCCUGAUCACAAGAUUGCGUACCAGCGCUUCCUGCCCACAGGGCCAAUCGCCAUGUUACCGCUUCCAGGCAACGCAUCUACUUUGGUAUGGAGCACGACACCUGAGCGUGCGGCGAAGCUCAAGGCACUGGCACCAAACGACUUCAUCGCCAUGGUCAACGCGGCCUUUAGGCUGUCUCCCACAGACCUCGAGUAUCUGCACACACUACCCUCAGGACAAGAGGAAGAAGUCGCUUGGAGAGAGAAACACACCCCUGUCAAGGAACGCACAAUACCAAUGCGGGUAACAGACGUUCAGGCUGACACUGUGGCAUCGUUCCCUCUUCGCAUGCGCCACGCAGACACCUACACUGGCGAGCGUGUCGCGCUGGUCGGCGAUGCAGCACACACCAUUCAUCCGCUAGCAGGUCAGGGGUUAAAUCAGGGGCAAGGCGAUGCAGCGGCUCUUGUUCGAACCAUUUCACACGCUGUGCAGACCGGGCAAGAUAUCGGAUCUACAUUAGCGCUGGAGAGCUACACCAGCGAGCGAUAUGCAGAGAACAACGCUAUGUUGGGCGUGUGCGAUAAGUUACAUCGACUGUACAGUGUAGAAUCGGGGCCAAUUGUGGGACUUCGGAGCUUGGGUUUGAGGGCUGUAGACGCCAUGGGCCCGUUGAAAAACUUCUUCAUGAGCAAGGCGGCAGGUGGCACGUAGCGUGUUGCAUGGUUGUGCACUGUAUAUCUACUUGUAUACCUAGAACUCGAAAAUAAAUGAUCCAAUGCAAGUUCAGGG
Molecule: messenger RNA, 1720 nt
Organism: Dothidotthia symphoricarpi CBS 119687
Lineage: Eukaryota; Fungi; Ascomycota; Dothideomycetes; Pleosporales; Dothidotthiaceae
Product: ubiquinone biosynthesis hydrox
Exons: 2
Coding region: 158-1642 (494 amino acids)
Biological process (GO): ubiquinone biosynthetic process
Cellular component (GO): mitochondrion
Molecular function (GO): oxidoreductase activity, acting on paired donors, with incorporation or reduction of molecular oxygen, NAD(P)H as one donor, and incorporation of one atom of oxygen; 2-octaprenyl-6-methoxyphenol hydroxylase activity; FAD binding
Source: RefSeq, a predicted model, not a curated record